AUGAGCCAGGAUCCACGUUCCCCGCCUAGAUCUGGCGAGACAUCAGGAUCCGUCAACCAGGAUCCCUCAAGCAGCUUCGAUCCGAAUAACCCGUGGGGCGACGAAGACGACAUGGAAUACUUGCCCGUGGGGGAACUUGGAGAGUCGGUGGAUGAUGACAAUGAUGCUGACGAUUUCCAUGACGCUGAAGAGAGUUUGAAUGAAAUUGGUAUCGAAUUUGAGGAUAUAAUAGAGGAAGAAGAUGACGAGGGCGACCAUGACGACGAGACGGAAACCGAACGGCGACAGCCCAUAUACAUUACACGGGACCAAAUAAUGCAGCUUUUGGGACACGCUGGCCUGCGCCGUAUUUUCGCUGACCACACUUCCGGACGACGCGCGCAUCUGGACGACGACGACGACAGCGAAGAGGAUAACACUGGAUAUGGCGGGGUUGGACCUAGGCGACGGCGGGGUAGAGGUCGUAAAACGUUUGAAAAGGUGCCCAGUGAAGAGGGGAAGAAACUCAUGGCAUCGGGCACUUUUGGCGCGAACGACAGGCCAACAGACACACUCAAGCGCAAAAAGAGAUUGGCCUACAGGCUGAUGCAGAGAGAAUUGGGGCAGGGCACAAUAGCAAGACAAAAAGCCGUCAAGAACCUCAUUAGACAGCAUCUGAUUCCCUCGACAAGGGCAGACAUGAUUAUACAUUAUGACGCGCGUUGUUACUCUGGCCAGUUUUCAGAUGACGGCAACUUUUUCUUCUCGUGCGCCCAGGACUUCAAGGUGCGGAUGUACGAUACGUCGAAUCCCUUCGACUGGAAAUAUUAUAAGACCGUCGAAUACCCGUACGGACAAUGGACCAUUACAGACGCAUCCUUAAGCCCGGACAACAAGUGGCUGGCGUACAGUUCCAUUCGAAGCAUUGUAUGCCUGGCACCUACCGAUCCCACUGACACCUCCGAGCCUCAUCUUCUCGACUUUUCCAACACUGGCACUCGCGGACGGCGCGGCUUCCACGCAUAUCCCUAUUUCGGUAUAUGGUCGCUCCGCUUCUCAGGAGACGGACGCGAAAUUGUGGCGGGUACGGGCGAUCGCUCAGUGUAUGUCUACGAUAUCGAACGCCAGCAGUCGAUUCUGCGCAUCCCUGGCCAUGAUGACGAUGUCAAUGCAGUGUGUUACGGCGACGUCAACAGCCCGCACAUUUUGUACUCUGGUUCAGAUGACACGACCUUGAAGGUGUGGGACCGGCGCAGCAUGGCAGAUGGACGGGAGGCAGGAGUCUUCCUUGGACAUACGGAAGGCUUGACAUACGUGGACAGCAAAGGUGACGGCCGCUACGUACUGUCGAACGGCAAGGAUCAGACGGCAAAGCUCUGGGAUCUGCGCAAUAUGAUGAGCACUCGCGAUGCAGACAAGAUCGACGUGAACCAGUUCACAACUGGCUUCGAAUAUCGUACUAAUGCGUACGAUGAAAGCGACUACAUUCCGCAUCCGCACGACCGCUCGCUCGUCACCUUCCGUGGGCAUCAGGUUUUGAAGACGCUGAUUCGUUGCCACUUCAGUCCUCCUGGCAGUACGGAUUCCAGGUACGUGUAUAGCGGUAGCUAUGAUGGCAGCGUGUAUGUCUGGGAUCUCAACGCAGAAGUCAAAGCAAAGAUCAACGUACUGGACGCGACGCGUAACUCUAGGCCGAGGGAUGCGGAUCUACUUGCUGAGACGUACGACUUUAUCGGCCGGAACGGUGGUACGUGGCAGACGUGUGUACGAGACGCGAGUUGGCACCCUAACGCGCCUGUCAUUGCUGCAACAUCCUGGAACGGUUGGGGUACAUCUCUCGGUACCUGCACUGUCCACACGUGGAACGAAGAUAUGGGUGCAGAGGCCGAAGACGAGGGUGAACCAGCAAUGGGGCGGCGUGUCAACGCGCAGCUCGAACAUGAUCCGGAGCUCUACGGCACCUCGGAAGGUCGUCGAGGCAUGAGCCUGUUCUCCAGAAGGAGAAGAAGACAGGCCCGUGAUGAGGAUGAUGAUGAUUGA
Aplosporella prunicola CBS 121167 is the source of this 2019-nucleotide messenger RNA. RefSeq lists its product as uncharacterized. Gene Ontology annotation, molecular function: protein binding. Bases 1 to 2019 code for a protein of 672 amino acids. Lineage: Eukaryota; Fungi; Ascomycota; Dothideomycetes; Botryosphaeriales; Aplosporellaceae. Gene Ontology annotation, cellular component: Cul4-RING E3 ubiquitin ligase complex. The transcript is spliced from 5 exons. The record is from RefSeq and is a predicted model, not a curated record. Gene Ontology annotation, biological process: proteasome-mediated ubiquitin-dependent protein catabolic process.